This is a messenger RNA of Trametes versicolor FP-101664 SS1, 1378 nucleotides long. RefSeq names its product glycosyltransferase family 15 protein. Bases 22 to 1212 code for a protein of 396 amino acids. The transcript is spliced from 12 exons. Gene Ontology annotation, biological process: protein N-linked glycosylation; cell wall mannoprotein biosynthetic process. NCBI's taxonomy places the organism in Eukaryota, Fungi, Basidiomycota, Agaricomycetes, Polyporales, Polyporaceae. Gene Ontology annotation, molecular function: alpha-1,2-mannosyltransferase activity. The record is from RefSeq and is a predicted model, not a curated record. Gene Ontology annotation, cellular component: membrane; Golgi apparatus.
CUCAGCUCUGUACCUCCCACCAUGCCGCCCUCAUCACUUUCAAGACGGCGCAUAUGUGCCACAAACAAGACGUUAUUCUGGCUCGCUAUCGUCACCACCGUUAUCGUUUCCAUACACUCCCUGCUGUUCUACACGCGGCCUGAGUAUGCAGACCUCACAUCCGUCUCCCGCAUCAAGGAGCAGUUCGGAUGGGCUCGACCAACGCCUGCACCGACUCCAGAGGAGCUCAUUCACAACAUAGAGGCCAAGUACCCGUCAAAUAGCACGACACGCGCGAACGCCGUACUCCUCAUGCUGGCGCGCAACUCUGACGUGGACGGCGCCGUCGCCAGCAUCAAGGAGCUCGAGGAUCGCUUUAACAAGCGCUUCGGGUAUCCCUGGCUGUUCCUCAACGAGGUGCCAUUUUCGAACGAGUUCAAAGAGAAAGUCUCCGCAGUCGUCUCUGGCACUCCGCAGUUCGGGCUUAUCCCGCCAGAACACUGGGAGCAGCCUGAUUGGAUAGACGAGGAACGCGCCUCGGCGAACAGGGCACAAGCAGACAAGGACGGUGUUCCCUACGGAGGCAGCCUUCCGUACCGCAAUAUGUGUAGGUUCAACUCCGGGUUCUUCUACAGGCACCCAUUAGUGCUACCGUACAAGUGGUACUGGCGCGUCGAACCGGACGUACACUUCCCAUGCAACAUUAAUUACGACCCGUUCCGGAUGAUGGAAGACACGAAGAAAGUUUACGGUUUCACGAUUACGCCGCUUGAAUGGCCAUUAACGAUCCCCACAUUGUGGGAUACCGUGAGGGAGUUUAUGGACGAGUACCCCCAGUACCUGACCCGCCACAAUUCCCUGAAUUACCUCUCGGAUGACGGUGGGCUCACCUACAACAGGUGUCACUUCUGGAGCAACUUCGAGAUCGGCAACCUCGAGUUCUGGCGCGGCGAGGCCUACACCAAGUUCUUCGAACACCUCGAGUCCAAGGGCGGGUUCUACUACGAGCGCUGGGGCGACGCGCCCGUCCACAGCAUAGGCGCGAGCCUCUUCGCCGAGCGGCACCAGAUCCACUUCUUCGACGACAUCGGGUACCUGCACUACCCCCUGCAGCACUGCCCGCGCGACGAGGCCGUGCGCACCGCGCUCGAGUGCGUGUGCGAUCCGAACGGCAGCUACGAUUACCGGGAGGACUCGUGUUUACGGAAAUGGGAGGAGAACCUCGAUUCAUAGCCUGCGCUACGCUGCAUCUCCUCUGCUCUCCUCUCGACCUCUCGACGCUUUGUGAUGACGUUUGUUUCUUUGUUCUGGGCUCAGUAGGGUAUGUAAUUGGUACUGUCCACGUAAUGUACACUGGGAGUAGGCUCCCGCUGCAAGGGUUUUGGCAAUGCUUUCGUGC